ACGACGGCAGGACGCCGGAGAGAGGAACGUGAGAAUGACGGACUGAGAGUCGGGGGCGCGCGUUAUGGGGCAGCUGGAGACUGCGGCAAUGCUGCGCAACUAAGUGGGGCGAAACACAGGCCACCGGGACACGGUUUGGAGGUUUUAAACCUUAAAGUGCUAGAUGUGAGCAAAGAAUCCGAACAGUUUCGUCUGCUGCUUCAAGAACGUCUUCCACUCACCAGUUACGGUUGCCAGGCAUGUUGGAAUCAAUCCGAGUAACCGAAAAACUUCGGUGGCCUGAGUUGGAAUUGGCCAGAAAAUCAAUUCUGUUGAAUCCCACCGACAAAAAUGGCAGCAGCCAAGCUAGCAUCCAGCAAGUCUCUGCCAGCAUCCUAAAAGAAAUAUUUACAGGAAGCAAUGGCUAUAACGUCCUGUUGUCGUCAAAGGGGGAAAAGAAGCGCAUGUCCUCAAGCCAUCACAAAAAACACCGCAAGUCUGCCAAACCUUCUGCAGUGUUGCGAUAUAAGGAACGCCGGAACCCCAGUGCCUCUCUCCCGCUGGUUGACGAGGAGUGGUGUCUUGGAAGCAAGCGUACACAGUUGCUCAUGGGCAGUUUGGUUGCUAGCAGUUCAAAACUGCCCCUUGGCAUGUCUGUCAUCGGGAGUGAAAUUGGUCUGUCGCAACGGCCAAAAAGCAAGGUUAAAAAGCUUUAUUUCUCAAGUCUGCAGAGAUCACGGUUGCCAGUUGGACAAGGCAAAGACAGCGAGGGUACCACCCGUAGACUGUGCAUCCUAACUGCAGUGAAACCAUCAAAUGUGGAGAAGGAGAAGAUCAAGUUCUUCAAGUCUGAGUUCACCUACAAUCCACAGUUUGAAUAUGCUAACCCAGCCUUGCCCAAUGUACUAGCAAGACAUAGUGUUGCUUCAGAGAAAUUUCUUCUGCAGGCUAUUAAAAUAAUGAAACUGGCCCUUCAGAAAUAUGGCAGCUAUGAGAAGUUUGAACAAGCAACCGGGGGAAACUUGCUCACUAAGAGUCGCAUUUGGUUCUACGUGAAGAAGUACAUGGAGAAGGAGAAUUGCCUUGGUGAUAUUGCAGUCCACUUAACAGAUGAUUUGCUUUCUCGUGCAUCAAUGACAAUAGUGAAUGGACGCCCAACCCUCACCAUCAAUGUUUCUACUGCACGCGAGCACUGGCUGGAGGGAAUGCUGAGACAUGAGAUAGGUACUCAUUACAUUCGAGGUUUAAAUAACAAUCUACAGCCCUGGAGUAACUGGAAUGGCCGCAGGAAACAUGGGCUGAAACCCAUCAACCCAACCGAAGAAGGUCUUGCCAGCAUUCACAGCGUGCUGUUCCGCAAGGAUCCCUUCCUCUGGAGAGCCGCUCUGCUCUACUACACCGUUUACCAGGCCAGCCACAUGUCCUUCAGUGAGCUCUUCCUUGACAUUGGGAAAUUUGUGGAAAAUCCAAACACUCGGUGGGAUUAUUGUGUACGAGCCAAACGUGGUCAGACUGACACAUCCCAGCCAGGGUGUUUUAGCAAAGACCAAGUCUAUCUGGACGGCAUCCUUAAAAUUCUGAGAUACAGAGACAGCAUUGACUUCCAGCUUUUAACAGCGUUGGGGAAGGUAUCUUAUGAAGAUGUGGACCGCCUCAAGGUUACUGCCAUGUUGCAGAAUGCACAAAUACCUCACUUCAUGCACGACCAAGUUCGGUAUCUGGAACAAUUAGACAAGAUCAUGAAGGUGAACGGGCUGACAGAUUGUGAACUCCAGAUUUUGAUUUGAAAUGAACUGUGAUCUGCGAUUGAUCCAGUAACUGUUAACACCAAAAUAGUACUACAUUCAGAGAAAGUAAACUAUAAUCAUUCAGAGUUGGACACACGUUUGACAGGCAAUUUGUAUUUGGGCAAGCUCGCAAUUUGUAAUUGAAUUGUUCACUUUAAGACAUUAGGUGAUUUCUACUUGAGGGUUGAAAUCUUAAGUAUUGCAGAGUACAUAAAUAUAUUUUACUAUGUUAAUGGUAUUGAGAUGAAAGUGAAAUACAUUUUGUUAAAAAAUCUUUUAAAAAAAACAAAAAAGUAAUAUUGUUGAAAAAACGCAAAAGUACAAUGUGUGAAGAAUUCCAACUGAAAUUACUGUCAGAAUUGUAGUUUUCAGCAUUGUGUUUCAUAUGCCCAAUUGCAUUUUGUCUGUGGCUGUGAUAAAAUACAUCACUUUACCUCCAUUUUCUCUUCCAGAAUUGAUAAGUAUAGGGACUUGUGUGAACUUGACAGCAAAACUAAUACUGCACAGAAAAACUGCAAAAAAAAUUUACACGUUAAAACUGUCACAUUAAUAUCUGCAAACUUGAACUAUUUGACAUUGUAUAUCACUGAAACAUUAGAGGAUGUUAAUAUAUUGCAUCAGUUUCUUUGUGUUAUUCUCUGAAUUGUUGUCCAUCUCUUUUCAGUUCCAUAAUAUAGUGUUGUUAGGCCGUAACCCAGGAUGCAGAACACUAUUUUGCUCGAGUUGCCUGUUGUGGACUGUGCAACAGAGAGGCAGGUGAUUUAGCUCAACCAAUCUAUACAUGUCUUUCUGCUCUAAGCAAUUCUUUUACCUCUUUGGAUUCUACUUCUUUCUGUAUGAAUUUAUGAACUUGCUUCAGAGCUUUUCAUCUCAACUACUGAUUAUAGACACUGGUUCUGCAGUAUCACCACUCUUCAAGACAAAUUGUACCAAAUUCCAUACUGGAUUUAUUAUUGACCUUUGUUUUUGCAGAGGAGAGUUAUUCUUCUCAUGCUUUCUCAUUUUUUCUUCCUUCUUUAGGUGAGUAGCUUAAUAAACAGCCUUAUCUUGCAUCACCAGAAUCCCCCUGCUUAGUCCUUUAAGUACCGACUUUUCUUCAACCCUGAGUCAAAUAGCGGUUUCAAUUCAAAAGAGGUAUAUUGGCAUUCACUUCCAUAGGCCUACCGUUCUGCUAAUAUUGGUGGUUAUUUGUUUACAAGUUUUGUUUUUGCUUGGUAGCCUUCCAGGAUGUAAGGGAAUGUUCAUCGAAUGCAUUGCCUUUCUCUCAUAAUCAUCCUCAUGAACUAAACUGGAAAACAGAAGAACUGGGUUUAUUUUAAACCUUUCAUUCUAAGUCACCAUUUUGGUCAUGAAUAGGUGUUUUUAACAUUGAAAACUCUUACUAAAUGUGUGAUGCAAAAUUUCUUGGGUCAUAUCUGACUUCAGAAGUGUAUUUAUGAAAUAUUCAGAAUGAUUUAUUAAUGAACCCCUGAGCCAUGUUAAUUUUCACUAAUCUGAUCAUACCACUAAGGUCUACAGCUACUAAUAUUAAAGACCUCUGUGCAAAAUUAAGUAUUCUCUCUUUAGUAGAAUUAAUGAAUGGGCAGGGAAAAUUCCAGUUAUCAGAACCUGGCUUGCAUCUCUUGAUAGGAGGUGAUAGCACAUGCAUUAUUGGGAUGAACAGUUCACCAGUGAUAGUGCAUGUGAAUUGUUGUUUGUUAUUGAAUUCUGUCAGGUUUUUGCAUGUAGUUUUGUAAUUGUGGUGGAAUGAGAAUAAUUGCAGUCAGUUUGUUUGUUCAGUGUUAGGACAUUUCAGCCACAGCUUUGGUCAUCAAAUCCAAAAUGUACCAACGGGGAAAACCAAAAUAAAGACAUACUAUAUCAUGUGCAACA
Hypanus sabinus (Atlantic stingray) is the source of this 3638-nucleotide messenger RNA. RefSeq names its product microtubule associated tyrosine carboxypeptidase 2 (gene matcap2). Lineage: Eukaryota; Metazoa; Chordata; Chondrichthyes; Myliobatiformes; Dasyatidae. The coding region runs from base 240 to 1766 and encodes 508 amino acids. The record is from RefSeq and is a predicted model, not a curated record. The transcript has 8 exons.